This is a messenger RNA of Closterium sp. NIES-65, 1785 nucleotides long. NCBI's taxonomy places the organism in Eukaryota, Viridiplantae, Streptophyta, Zygnematophyceae, Desmidiales, Closteriaceae. The record is from the annotation of a GenBank genome assembly.
AUGGGCGAGUUGAUCCCACGCCGCGCGCAGCACACGGCGCAUGCCGGGUGCUUCCAUGUGGCGCGGGACGAGUAUGGCAGCGAGACAGGGAGAGGCAACAGGGAGAGGCGAGUGAAGGAACGGCACGCACGGAGGGUAAGGGGAAGACGACUAUCAGCUGCUCUGAAGUGGACUUUCUACACACUUCGUUAUGUGCUCACUCGUUUCGAUGCAGUAACGAUCAUAAUCCCUUGCGCCCGUGCGUGCGUCCCUUGCGCGCACCACCUUGCGCCCGCCACCUUGCGCGCGAUGCCUCCAUCUCGUCGCCGCACGCGCCUCCCGUUCCCCGACCGCCACUCCGCGCUGCGCCGCUGCACUUUCGCCGCGGCCCUCUCCUUCGUAGCGCUCUCGCUCUCCGCGCUCCUGCUGCUCCACUCCCCCACGCCUCUCUUCCCCCCGCGCCUCUCCGCCUCUACUCAUUCCGACAUCCUCCACACAUCCCCACUGGCCGCGGGCAUUGCCGCACGCGGAGCGGUGAGCUGGGCGCGGCGGGCAUGGCGGGGGCAAUCGGAGGGGGAAGGCGAGGUCGCGCAGGCAUCGCAGGGAUGGCAGGCGGGCGCGCGGCGGAGGCAGCUGUGGCCGCGCGGGCGUCCGUUUCAGGGGGAAGGGGGGCGGCUGUGGCCGGGGCGGGUGUGGUUGGAUGAGGAGGGGCGGCGCAUCCAGGCGCACGGCGGGGGCGUGCUGUACGUGGCGAGCGAGCGGCGGUACUACUGGUACGGCGAGAACAAGGAGGGCGACACGUACUCGCUCAAAGGCUCGCUGGAACGGGUGGACGUGGUGGGCAUCAGCUGCUACAGCUCGUCGGACCUGCUGCACUGGCAGGCGCACGGGGUGGUGCUGGCGCCCAACACGCACGACCCCGCCAGCGACCUGCACGUGAGCCGCGUGAUGGAGCGCCCCAAGGUGCUCUUCCACGCGCCCUCGCGCCGCUAUGUCAUGUGGCUGCACGUCGACGACGCCGCCUACCACCUCGCCAGCACAGGCGUCGCCGUCAGCUCCCAUCCGCACGGCCCCUUCACGUACGUGGGCAGGUUCCGGCCGAACGGGCAGGAGAGUCGGGACAUGACGGUGUUUGGGGACGAGGACGGGGUGGCGUACGUGGUGUACGCCAGUGAGAUGAACGCCGUGCUGCACAUUGCACGCCUCACCCCCGACUACCUUGACGUCGACGGUGGCUUUGUGCGGCGCUUUGUGGGGCGCUCCAGGGAGGCGCCCGCCAUCUUCAAGUAUCAACAACAUUACUUCCUGGUGACAUCAGCAUGCACAGGGUGGGACCCCAAUGAGGCUGAGGUGCAUGUGGCGUCGCACAUGAUGGGUGAGUGGCGCCUGUUGGGCGCACCAUGCUCCAACCACCACCACCAGCACCAGCACCAGCAGCAGCAGCAAAGGUGGCCGUGGCAGGGCGAGUCGGCGCCUGGUGCAUGGGCGCCCUCAUGCAGCAGCACGUUCGAGUCGCAGGGCACGUUUGUGCUGCCGCUGCCCAACGCCCCGCCCGGCGUGUUUGUGUUUUUAGCAGACCGGUGGAACAAGCACGACCUCGCUGACUCACGCUAUGUGUGGCUGCCCCUGCACCUGCUGGGCAAUGGCAGCACACCCACAGUAUGGGGCCGGCUGAAGGAUAAGGGGAUGGCUUCUCAGCAAGUUGCAGUAAGGGGUGGUGCUGUGACCCAUGCAGUCAUUACAUGGCAUGAGAGCUGGGAACUGCCACAGUCAUGGUUGCAUGAAGCAGAGACUACUACAGGCUAA